CCACCUACAGCCACCCCGCCCGUAACCACCACAUCCCCGCAUUGUUUUCAUCGCCGAACUCUUCUCCACUGGGUACAAGCAUCGCGUGUGGAAGGAGUUGGGUACAAGGUCCGUCGGCGUCGCAGGAAGCUCCGUCGCCGUCGCAGGAAGCUCCGUCGCCGUCGUAGGAAGCUGAGUCGCCGUCGUAGGAAGCUCCCUCGCCAUCGUGUGUUCGAGCUCUCUCUGUGUGUUCGCCGGUGUCGCCGUAUCCUCUGUCGUCGCCUCACUCCCCUUCCUUCUCGCCGCCGUCCAAGACCUCCCCAGAAGAGACGAGAAAACAGUGACAAAAGAAGAUACUCGGCUCGCAGGCCCUUCUCCCUCUCCCACUGUUGGUCGUGGCGGCACUCUCUUCCUCCUCCGUUGCCAUCUAUGACGACUCGAAUAGCGCCUGGUGUUGGCGCCAACUUGCUUGGCCAACACUCUGCCGAGAGGAAUCAGGACGCCACCGCCUAUGUUGGCAAUCUCGACCCCCAAGUUCCCGAGGAGUUGCUCUGGGAGCUUUUCGUUCAGGCUGGCCCUGUCGUUAAUGUCUAUGUUCCCAAGGACAGAGUCACUAACCAACACCAGGGAUAUGGAUUUGUUGAAUUCCGUAGUGAAGAAGAUGCUGACUAUGCCAUCAAGGUGCUUAAUAUGAUUAAACUUUACGGCAAGCCAAUUCGUGUAAAUAAGGCAACCCAAGAUAAAAAGAGCUUGGAUGUGGGGGCAAACCUUUUCAUUGGCAACCUUGAUCCUGAUGUAGAUGAGAAGCUCUUGUAUGAUACUUUCAGUGCAUUUGGAGUUAUUGUUACUAAUCCAAAGAUUAUGAGAGAUCCUGAUACCGGAAAUUCCCGUGGUUUUGGUUUCAUUAGCUAUGAUUCAUUUGAGGCAUCUGAUUCAGCUAUUGAGGCAAUGAAUGGGCAAUAUCUUUGCAAUCGCCAAAUUACAGUGUCAUAUGCUUACAAAAAAGACACUAAAGGGGAACGGCACGGCACGCCAGCAGAAAGAGUUUUGGCUGCAAGCAAUCCUACUGCGCAGAAGAGUAGGCCUCAUACGAGAUUCGCCAGUGCACCUCCAACACUCGCCAAUGUUGCUCAGGCUAAUGGUACUGUUGCUGUUCCGGUACCUCCUCACCCCUUUGCUAAUGGAGUUGCUCCACCUCCCAUUCCUGCCCUCCGACCACCACCACCACCCCCUCAAGCAGCAGCAUUUCAGCCUAUGCCAGGAGCUGGGCAACCAACAUGGCAUCAACAACAGCCCGGACUCCCGCCUGGAAUGCCUGUUUGGCGACCACAACCACCGCCACCGCAGCAACAGGGUGGACGACCUAUGGCAUAUCCUCAACCCUCAAUGCCUCCACCUUCCUAUAGCCAGAUGCCACCACCUCAAUGAAGGAAUUCAAACCCUUUUGGAAGGAUCCAGGGUCCUAUUAUAUUGAAUUUCGCCACUGAUUUUUAGCGUUAUGUUUCUUAAUUAAUGUGGUAUUAGAUACAGUUGUUAUCGGCAUCCUUGACACUAGGACAGUUAACAAUAUAAUUAAGAGUCCAAAGGAGAGAUGCUCAACUCUUUAGCCUUGGGUUUGAUAUUGUUUUUAAGUAACUAAUUUUCCAGAGUUCUUUCAAGCAAUGGUGAAUUGUAAAGGUGAAUGAAAAAUAGGAAGGAAAUAUCUGGCCUGUUUUAUUUCUGCGAUGGACUAAGCCUCCCCUAACAAAAGAACAAGUGACAAUGAGGCCUUGAUCUUUGCAUUGUGAGAUGCAUUAGGUCUUCUGAGUCUGAUUGUGAAGUCCGUUAAGAGCAAGCAGAGUGAGUUUUUGUCACGUGAACCCUGUGAGGUUCGUGUGAUGUGCGAAUUUAUAAUUGUCAAAACUGAACUGGUAAUUGAGUUGGUCAUGAAAGGGUCCUUAAUGAUUCUCUUUUUAA
Molecule: messenger RNA, 1935 nt
Organism: Arachis duranensis
Lineage: Eukaryota; Viridiplantae; Streptophyta; Magnoliopsida; Fabales; Fabaceae
Biological process (GO): positive regulation of mRNA splicing, via spliceosome
Cellular component (GO): nucleolus; U12-type spliceosomal complex
Molecular function (GO): RNA binding
Source: RefSeq, a predicted model, not a curated record